This is a messenger RNA of Suricata suricatta (meerkat), 3802 nucleotides long. It is a transcript of the gene EOGT, whose product is annotated as EGF domain specific O-linked N-acetylglucosamine transferase. Gene Ontology annotation, molecular function: protein N-acetylglucosaminyltransferase activity. Lineage: Eukaryota; Metazoa; Chordata; Mammalia; Carnivora; Herpestidae. Bases 209 to 1816 code for a protein of 535 amino acids. Gene Ontology annotation, cellular component: endoplasmic reticulum lumen. The record is from RefSeq and is a predicted model, not a curated record. The transcript is spliced from 16 exons.
GAGGAAAUCCGGCCCAGGAAUACAGAAGAGGAAGGAGCCAGCUGCAUUGUGCUGAAGGCAAGGAGCGCAGCGCGAAAGCUUCCCUCUGCUGGAGAAGUGCACGCACCCAUCCCUGGGGGGCCCUGCGACACGACCGAGCACCGGACAGGCUGUCUGCCAGGCCCCGGGGUUGUGCUUUCAUGCUCCAGCAUCCACCCCCUUCUAGCGUAUGCAAGUGGGUCCGGAGGUUGCUAUGUUAAUGCUGCUUAUUCUUGGAGUAUUGCUUCAUGGUGUUUCGCUGAGUGGCCAAGAGGAGGCUUCUCCCAAGGCUGAAGGCAUUCCAGGCGAGCCUCUGUUUAACUAUGCCAGCAUCCGCUUGCCCCAGGAACACAUUCCCUUCUUUUUGCACAAUAAUAGGCACAUUGCCACGGUCUGUAAGAAAGACUCACAUUGUCCUUAUAAGAAACACUUGGAGAAUCUAAAAUACUGCUGGGGUUAUGAGAAGUCCUGCAAACCAGAGUUCAGGUUUGGCUACCCUCUUUGCACCUACGUGGACGUGGGAUGGACAGAUACCCUCGAAUCAGCCCAGGACAUAUUCUGGAAACAAGCUGACUUUGGAUAUGCGGGGGAGCGACUGGAGGAACUUCAUGUGCUCUGCCAGCCUCAGGAAGCGAAUGACUCAGGUCUGGUCUGUUCCCGUUACCUUCAGUACUGCAGAGCAGCCAAUCUCUAUCUCGAUUUGAGAAACAUCAAGAGAAACCAUGACAGAUUUAAGGAAGACUUUUUCCAGAGCGGCGAAAUUGGAGGACAUUGCACGCUUGACAUUCCUACGUUGAUGUCUCAAGGUCAGCGCAAAAGCCCUCUGCAGUCCUGGUUUGCUGAACUACAAAGCUAUACCCAGCUCUCCUUCCGACCCAUAGAAGAUGCUAAAUGUGAUGUUGUUAUUGAAAAACCAACCUACUUCAUGAAAUUGGAUGCAGGUGUUAACAUGUAUCACCACUUCUGUGAUUUUAUCAACCUCUAUAUUACUCAGCACGUUAACAAUUCCUUCAGUACGGAUGUGUACAUCGUGAUGUGGGACACCAGCUCCUAUGGCUAUGGUGACCUAUUCUCUGACACGUGGAGAGCAUUUACUGAUUAUGAUGUCAUACAUUUGAAAACUUAUGAUUCCAAAAGGGUGUGUUUUAAAGAAGCUAUUUUUUCCCUACUCCCCCGGAUGCGAUAUGGGCUGUUCUAUAAUACCCCUUUGAUAUCUGGCUGUCAAAACACGGGGUUAUUCAGGGCAUUUUCCCAGCACGUGCUGCACAGACUGAACAUCACCCAGGAGGGCCCCAAGGACGGAAAAAUCCGAGUCACCAUUCUUGCACGGAGCACAGAGUACCGGAAAAUACUAAACCAAAACGAGCUGGUAAAUGCACUGAAAACAGUAUCUACACUUGAGGUUCGGAUUGUGGAUUACAAGUAUAAGGAACUUGGGUUUUUAGAUCAGUUGAGGAUCAGUCAUAACACGGACAUAUUUAUUGGAAUGCACGGAGCUGGUCUUACCCAUUUACUGUUCCUUCCAGACUGGGCCGCUGUAUUUGAACUGUACAACUGCGGAGAUGAGCGCUGUUACUUGGACCUGGCCAGGCUGAGGGGGGUCCACUACCUCACUUGGCGAAGACAGAACAAGGUCUUUCCUCAGGAUAAGGGCCAUCACCCAACCCUUGGGGAACAUCCGAAGUUUACCAACUACUCUUUUGACGUAGAAGAGUUCAUGUACCUUGUCCUUCAGGCUGCCGACCACGUAGUACGACACCCGAAGUGGCCAUUUAAGAAAAAACAUGAUGAGCUAUAAAUGCGCCAAGUCUGUUUGCAAAAGUCUGUUUGUUUAAACGUUCCAGCACCCGGACUGCCACAGUUAAGUCAGUAAGACAACUUAACUCCUAACCCCAAAUUACCUUUUCUGGACCAAAUCAUGCCUUCAGGAUAUUACGUCUGUGUUUUAGAGUCUUCAACUGUUCCUGUGAUUUUUGUGUCAUAGCUAUUUAUCAAGAUACUAUUUUUGCACUGAAAACUUUACUUUUUAUAGUUCAAAAAUAAGGCAUGGGCUCGCCAGUGUAUUUGAGUUUCUUAGGUAUACCAAAGUUUUCAACUUUCUUGGCUUUAGAAUUUGUAAAUGUUUUUGCAGAAUACCAUAGGAUUAUAAUUCUUGAGGCGUCCACCGUGUUUGUGAUAUAUUUAAGUGAAUUCACAGCAGCUUUUUCUUAUUUGCCAAAAUCUGUUCAUAACACUUUGUGGUAGGAAAGGAAAACAACAUCACACACACACACACACACACACACACACACACACACACACACGGUGUUAGGAUUCUCAGUACCAGGCUCUAGGUAGCCCUCUCCCUGUCAGGGAUCAAACCAUGUUCUAACCAGGUCUGUUUUACACUUUCAGAAUCCAAACUAUCUCCCACAGAAUUCUCUGCUCUACGUUCUUAGUGAACUCCAGGUGAUGUGUAUGCACCAAGAACCUCAAUAAACUCUGCUGUUGCAUUAAUUUAUAUUCACAUACUUCACAUACAAAUCAUGUUUUCCCCAAAUGCAACAGCUACAUGGGAUAAAAACAGAAUAGAUUGUCCAUUAGGACUGCUUUGGAUACCUUCUAGGUGGUUUCCACUGCUUUCUUCUCGGCCCGGAGAGCAUUUAGGCUGUGUUUCUGUGUCACCUGGCGGUUCCCACGGUGCAGGUGCUCAUGACCUGCCUGAUGCUUCUCCCUCCUUUUGCCCGCGAGUGUUACCCCCGGAGUUUGCAGACUCCAGAUUAGCUCCCUGCAGAGACUUUUUCCCUGUGAAAAAUAAAGACCAAGGAAAAGUAAAGACACAUGUGAAUUCUCCAUUUCGAAAUGAAAAGGCAGCCCAUAAGAAAAGUGACAUUGAUUAAAAAGAAUAUCUGAAAUGCACUCCCACUCUGGGAUUAAUUUCUUCCUGUUGAUGAACUUUCAAUUCAGGGGUCGGAAACCAUGGAUUUAAUUUACUCCAAUAUGUGAAGUUUACAUUUUAUUAACACUUGAGAAAUCUAAUUUAGAGAUGAGCGAUGUCUAUUUUUUAAAACAGAGGAUCAUCAGGGCUGAAGAUUUAAUAAAAAACAUUUUGCAUUAUAAAAAAAAGUAUGCAACAGAAUAGUAACUUGAGAAACCCAAAAUAUUUUUAUAUGGACCUUUACAAAACAAGUUUGCUGGCCCUGCUUUAAAGGGUUAUGAACAGUCUUCUGGAGUUUAGGGAUAUUUAUUAAAAUCUCUGUAAAGAAAGUAGUGAAUGGCUGUAGUAAUACCUUUAGUUCCGAUGUUUGUGUGAAAAGAAUUACAACACAUGAAUAUUUAAGUGAGUGGAGUGGCUGUGCUUUGUGCAGGAUGGAGUCACUAUUCUUUUCACUCGAAAAGAAAUUUAAAGGCAGCAUUGCACUUUUCUUCAGAGCGGUGUAAACAUCUGAAAAAAGUAUCUGCAAAAAUGUCAACAUUGAUCUUACCUCAUUUUAAGAAGUGUGUAGAAAUGUAAUUCUACACACCAGCAAGAGUUCCAGAAAUUGAGGACAUUUUCAUAAUGCAACUAUUAUAUUUAAAUACUUUUCAUUUAUAGAGAGAAUGCUUUUAUAUAAAUAUGAGUACAUUUGAUACUUUAACGGAAUAACUUUUAUCAGACAUUUUAUAAUGGAGCAAAAGAUCUUCAAAUGGUUAUACAUUUAAAUGUAAAGAGUGCUUUUUAAAAUUAAGUAUUGAAAAGGGAUGCAUUUAUUUCAUUGUUUGUACAUUUUGGUUAUGGCUUUGAAAUAAAUCUUUUUAUAUUUUA